AUGAUGUGUUCCAUGAAGGCGCUGAAGAACGUCUUGCAUUACGAGAACGCUACUGCUCGGACACUUUUCCCGGCCCAACGGUGUCCGCUUUUGGCGCUCAUUCGAUGCGUGUCAUCUUCAGUUCGGACUCGACCGGUACUGGGAACGGCUUCAAGGCCCUCUACGAGAUUCGGCCGGCUGCUAAAGAGGACAUUCCCACACACGAAACGAAAGAACCAAAAGGUGAAGGAGCGUAUCGAUGUGGACGACGGAUUAGAGCCAGUGCUACAACUCCUACUGGUUAUGUAA
Messenger RNA from Ostertagia ostertagi, 288 nucleotides. The record is from the annotation of a GenBank genome assembly. NCBI's taxonomy places the organism in Eukaryota, Metazoa, Nematoda, Chromadorea, Rhabditida, Trichostrongylidae.